Molecule: messenger RNA, 1552 nt
Organism: Panicum virgatum (switchgrass)
Lineage: Eukaryota; Viridiplantae; Streptophyta; Magnoliopsida; Poales; Poaceae
Exons: 2
Coding region: 42-776 (244 amino acids)
Biological process (GO): regulation of DNA-templated transcription
Cellular component (GO): nucleus
Source: RefSeq, a predicted model, not a curated record
ACCACAACUUCUUCAAUUACGCCGCCGCCGCCGCCGCGCCGAUGACUCAAGAGCACCCCUCGCCGGCGUCCUCCGACACUACAGUAUCCUCCGACUCCGCUCCCGAAUCCGAUGCCUCCACAUCAUCCUCGCCGCUCUCGUCCGGCUCCUCCGGAUCCGAACCCGCCGUUCCCAAGAAGCCCCGCCCCCCCGUGCGCUCGUGGCCAGCCUCCGACGAGAUCGCGCUCCUCGAGGCCGUCGCGGCGCACCGCGAGAAGCACGGGCGGAUGCCGUCGCCCAGCGACAUCGCCGCCGCGCUGCAAGGCCGCCUCCGCGCGGAGGACCGCCUCGGCGCCGAGCAGGUCGCCCGGCGGCUGCGCGCGCUCCGCGGCCGGUACGACUCGGCCGCCGCCCGCCUCUCCCGCGGCACCAUCCCGGUGAAGGAAGACGACGUCACGAUCUACAGGCUCUCCAAGCUAAUCUGGGCGGGCACGCGCAAGGGGAAGAGGAGAAAGAAGGCCCGUGCGGCCGACGCGCGCGCGGACCCGAGGGAGUUCGCCGAGCUGUCCGGGCUGUACCCUUGCCUCUCCGCGGAGGUGGAGGCGAUUGACAAGGGGUGCGGCGCUGCGGCGGCCGCCGGGGUGCUGAAGAGGGCGUUUGGGCGCAUCGGGGACGACACUGCGGCGCGGCUGGAGGCGAGGGUGAAGAUGCAGCGGGUGGCGGAGGCCAGGGCGAGCGCGGAGCUUGACCAGCUGAGGAGGAAUGUCGCCGGGGCUCUUCUGCGUCUGAGCAAGUGAAUGGCCUGGUGUUGCAUUUUGCAUCAAUCAAUUUUGAUUAUCAUUUAGCAUUAGGGGCAGUGUUUGGGAGGGUUUCUGCUCCCAAAUUAUCAUCCAGAGCAGCUGGAGUGCAUCCAACUGCCCUCAGCUCUGAAGAAACAGUAUGAAAGCAGAAUGGUCCAGAGCCACAAAUUAACUGGAGAAGUGGAGCAGGCUGCCUUAUCUGUAUUCCAUGUUCUGUAUGCGUCUGUUCAAGAUGUUCCUAUGCCCUAUUCCACCAUCUCGUCAAGGUAAUGCCACAUAUGACAUCAUAUAUUGAGAUGUUCUUGAGUGUUUGGUUGUAUGGUACUAUGGCAGUGUGUAGGUACUGAAAUGGAUUCUGGUAUUUGUGAUGAAUGUAGUGUACUGACUGCUUUUGCACUAGUAGACUCUCCAGGGCCCAGGCCUCCACACAUAUUUUGUGAUGGGAGAUUGGACCGUUGGAUUCAGUGAACUUCAAUACAUUUUUUGCAUUGCAUGGAUGCGUUAAAAAUUAGUUAUAUGUUAUUGAAGAGUGAGAUUAAAAUUUGAUAUGUGAUCUUUCAAUAGGACAUUUUUGCAGGCAUGCAGGAAAAUGUUGUAGGGAUUUUUUUUUUCGUUCUCCCCUGUAACCUUGUUUGACCUUUUGGCUACUCCAUUAGUCUCUUCAGACAUCUGAUCGUUGAGGCAAGUAUACUUUUGAUGUGGUUAAGAGUACCAGUCAACGUUUGCAAUUCAGCGAAUUAUUGAAAUGGAAUAAUGACAAAGUUCUUUUUUCA